Dendronephthya gigantea is the source of this 930-nucleotide messenger RNA. RefSeq names its product androgen-induced gene 1 protein-like. Gene Ontology annotation, cellular component: endomembrane system; membrane. The record is from RefSeq and is a predicted model, not a curated record. NCBI's taxonomy places the organism in Eukaryota, Metazoa, Cnidaria, Anthozoa, Malacalcyonacea, Nephtheidae. The coding region runs from base 85 to 759 and encodes 224 amino acids. The transcript has a single exon.
CUUUGACAUAUGACGCGAAUAUUUGUUGAAUAAUUUAUACGAGUUGAUCUAUUGCAUAAUAAGAUUGUUUAUAGGAUUAUAAAAAUGGCUUCGAUUCCUCAAUCUUUCUGGCUACAUUAUGGCUGUUUUAUGUUGUAUCUUGCCGUUGUAACAUGUGACUAUGCCUACAUGAACUUGCCGACUCAUCUAAUCUAUGCAGGGAGGUUUAAAUUCUUGACUUUUUGGAGCUUUUUAUUCGGCCUUUUCUACAACAACAUCGCCGCAAUCUUUGACUUCCUUGUCUACUCGAAGGAAAGGGACAACGAUAUAUGGAAGAGCAUUCGUGAUUAUACUUUCACUGUAAUCGUUUUUCCAUUGUCAAUGUUUGUAUGUUCGAUGUUUUGGAUACUCUACACAGUCAACCCAACAUUCAUGCGUAAACCAGAAGAAGACAAACUGUAUCCGUUCUGGAUGAACCAUGGUUACCACACACUACCAAUAGUAGUUUGUUUCAUUCAAGCGUUUACCAUCCAGCACAUAUACCCAAGAAAGUUAUUCGCUCUAAUUGGUUUAAUGUUCUUCAGUGGUGUCUACAUCGGUUGGUUGCUCUGGAUCGCUCACCAUGCACAUUUUUGGGUGUACCCAUUUAUGGAGAAAAUGUCCAACGUUGGUGUCUUCAUCUUUUUGAUAGCAUCAGGAUUGUUGACAUUUGGAUUGUAUUUGAUCGGCAAGAUAUUUAGUGAAUUUGUUUGGCGUACUGGUAAACCAAAGUCAGCAUAGGUCUAUGAAAAUAUUCAUAUGAGUGAAACAAUUAUAAUAAAUGUGACGUCUAUGAAAAUAUUCAUUUGGAUGAAACAAUUAUGAUAUGACCAUAAAAUGAAAGUGUAAUGUGAUGUGUUUGAUAGAAUCUUCAUUGAAUUGUUAUAUUUUGUAUCUUAUAUCAUAUAUAGC